CUCUUUAUCGUCUUGAUGAUAAAAAAUUAAGUCAUGUACAAUAUCGACGUUAUUUAAAUCGUUGAUAAUUAAUUCAAAAGUUGAAUGUAAUAAGUCAAAGUUGGAUUAAACAAUAUAGGCUAUCCUAAUAUUUUAGGUUCUUAUGCGAGACACCCUGGUGGAUUGGUUUAGUUCCUAAUACCUAUGCUACACCUACAAAAUAGUUUAUGCACCAUAAAAAUUGGAAGUAAAUGAGGAAAUUAGAACCUAUUUUACUCAAUAAGUAAAACCCAGCUAAAAUGUAUAUGAAACGUAAGAUUGCGGAAUUAUUACAUCAACUCGAGCAAGGUGAUCGGUUUUUUUCGAAUAAGUACUACCAAUAAAUCUCUAAUUAAUAUUCAAUGCAGGUCAAAUUCUUUAAAUCAUUCCUUAUUUUGGAGAAGGAACCUUUAUUAAUCCGAUUAAUACGCAUCGGGGAUUUCGCUUCAUUGUCAGACCUUUCAUCUGCUGAAGAAUGGAUAAAAAACGGGAUUACGAGGACGAUAUUGUUUUGAAGCAAACAAAGAAGUUGCAUUUUAUACAUAAAAUAUUCAAAGGCGUAUUAGGUUCGAUGGGUGUAUAAAUACAGAUCGCGCGGUCAUUUCGUUUUGUAAUCUAAGUAUACUUGCGUUUUGAUAGUAACGUGUUUUGAGCGCAUUCUCACAUAUCAUCAAUAUGAAAUUAUUGGUAUUUGUCGCCCUUUGCGUCCUAUCGUCCUGCCGAGCUUCCUUGGUGCACAUUGUACCAGGGGCCAUAGUGGGACCAAGCGAGGGAGGUACUCUGGUGAAAGGGCCGUCGGUGAAGGCGACAGUCGCUGGUCCCGAUGGUGCCAUCAUCACCGGAUCGGCCAUCGGAGGAGAGAUCAUCGCCCCGCCGAAGAGCGGCGGAGUGAUUACGUCUGCAGUUAGCCCGGGCAUUGUCGCGCCCAUCCUACCAAUCGUACCUGUACCGAGAAUAGUGGUCCCUGCUCCUCCUCUAAUUCACCAACCCUUGAUUGUGGCUGCGCCUCCUGCUGUAGUUGCCGCUCAUCCGCAGGUUCUCAUAGAAGGACCUUCAGGAAUUAUUGCUACUGGAGGCCCAGUUCUAAAAAAAAUUAUUUUAUAAAUUGAACCGAAUUCCACGGUUUUUCCACAACACGAGCGCUCAACACGGAUGAUCUUCGAAUAAAUAUAGAAGUUAAUAAUUUAAUACAUUUUUUAUGUACG
Molecule: messenger RNA, 1223 nt
Organism: Phyllotreta striolata
Lineage: Eukaryota; Metazoa; Arthropoda; Insecta; Coleoptera; Chrysomelidae
Source: the annotation of a GenBank genome assembly